AUGCAACGAUUUGUUAACAUAGGGGAGAACCUAUACAUGAACGUGUUAUUAGUUGGUGUUCUUUUGCCGACUGGGCCAGUCGGGGUGGACACUCCGCUCAAGGCGUGGACUGCCAACAAGCUCCUCAUCCUUUGCAUAUUCAUGGUUGCUUCAAUGACACAAAAUUUUUCGUCUCCUACUGAAUUGAUGAUAAUGUCAUUCUUGGACUUCCCCAUCGAGAUGCCUCUGAGGAUCUCUACCAGCCCUAGCCCCCUAGCCCUCCUUUGCCGCCUCUAUUUCGUUCUCGAAGAGACGGAAUCUCUCCACCCUCCGUGCAAACCUGCGGGUGCAUGA
Messenger RNA from Pochonia chlamydosporia 170, 333 nucleotides. RefSeq lists its product as hypothetical. Bases 1 to 333 code for a protein of 110 amino acids. The transcript has a single exon. NCBI's taxonomy places the organism in Eukaryota, Fungi, Ascomycota, Sordariomycetes, Hypocreales, Clavicipitaceae. The record is from RefSeq and is a predicted model, not a curated record.